AUGCACAAAGCUGUGCAGACUCACGGCAGCCACUCAGGCCAACUGGCCACUCAGGCGGGCACUGAGCUGCAGGAGUUUUUGCAUACUCCAGUGGCUUCCAGAACUCUGGCGCAGCGUUCUCAACACCGCCAACGGGCACAAAGCCAAUACCCCAAGGCCGAACUCACGCCUGCGUACUCAAUCACCAGCGGAACCCUCUCCACUAGGCUCCGCGUCGAGGCCCUACGGGGCGUCAGUACGCACGCGUACUUUGUGUCCCAGGUAGCUUGUCUCAUAGCCGAGUACGCCUCUGCAUUCCGGUCACCGGGAGCGGGGCCGUGGGGCUGCACAUGCGCACUGCGAGUCCUCGCCUACUCCCAGAAACCACCCGGGCGCAUUGGCGGUGCGGCCGCUGCUUCAGCUCUGCAUUUCCAGGACUCGGUCACUAUUCAGGACACUGUUCCAGCGCAGUGCGCAUUAGCCAUGUCUCAGGGAUCAGUGACAUUCCAAGAUGUGGCCAUUGAUUUCUCCAAGGAAGAGUGGGGAUUCCUGAACCCUGCUCAGAGAGAUUUGUACACAACUGUGAUGUUGGAGAAUUAUCAGAACCUGGUCUGGCUGGGACUUUCCAUUUCUAAAUCUGUGAUUUCACUGUUGGAGAAAAGGAAACUGCCUUGGAUAAUGGGAAGAGAAGAGAUAAGAGGCCCAUUGCCAGAUGUGCCAGGUGCAGAGAUUAAGGAGUUAUCUGCAAAGAGGGCUAUUAAUGAAGUAUUAUCUCAGUUUGACACAGUGAUAAAAUGUACAAGAAACGUAUGUAAGGAAUGUGGAAAUGUAUACUGCCACAAUACGCAGCUUACUCUCCGUAAGAGAAAUCAUACACGAAAGAAAUGCAAUCAGUGUUUAGACUGUGGGAAAUACUUCACUCGUCGAUCAACUCUCAUUCAGCAUCAAAGAAUCCACACGGGAGAGAGACCCUAUAAAUGUAAUGAAUGUAGUAAAACCUUCAACCAGAGGGCACACCUUACCCAGCAUGAGAGAAUUCACACUGGUGAGAAACCUUACAAAUGUAAGGAAUGUAGGAAAACCUUCAGCCAGAUGAUUCAUCUCACACAGCAUCAGACUACACAUACAAAAGAAAAGUUCCAUGAAUGCAGUGAAUGUGGAAAGGCCUUCAGCCGUUCCUCAGCUCUUAUGGAUCACCAGCGAAUUCAUAGUGGAGAAAAGCCGUAUGAAUGUAAGGAGUGUGGCAGAGCCUUCACUCAAAGUGCCCAGCUCAUUAGACAUCAGAAAACUCAUUCUGGAGAAAAACCCUAUGAGUGUAGUAAGUGUAAGAAAUCUUUUGUGCGCCUGUCUUCCCUGAUUGAACAUUGGAGAAUUCACACUGGAGAAAAACCAUAUCAAUGUAAGGACUGCAAAAAGACCUUUUGUCGUGUCAUGCAGUUCACUCUGCACAGGAGAAUUCAUACUGGUGAAAAACUCUAUGAAUGUAAGGAAUGUGGAAAGUCCUUCCGCGCCCAUUCUUCUCUUGUUACUCAUAAGAGAACACACAGUGGAGAGAAACCGUAUAAAUGCAAAGAAUGUGGAAAAGCCUUCAGUGCGCACUCUUCCCUUGUUACUCAUAAGAGAACACACAGUGGAGAGAAACCCUAUAAAUGCCAUGCCUGUGGGAAGGCCUUUAAUACUUCCUCCACACUUUGUCAACAUAAUAGAAUUCAUACUGGUGAAAAACCCUUUCAGUGCAGUCAAUGCGGGAAGUCCUUUAGAUGCAGCUCUCACCUUACUCGACACUGUAGAAUGUGUAAUGGAAAAUGUUAGCAAAUAACCAAAACUCAAAAUGUUAAUUCUGGUUAUUCUGUAUCAUCACCAGUACUUUGUACUCUGAGUCUUUUUAAAUAUGCUAUCUUAGUUUGUAUGGAAUGAUAUUUCAUUGCACUUUUAAUUUAACUUAAAAAUGCCUUCCCUUGACUGUUGAUAUAUAUUUUUUGUGAAGUGUGUGUUGAAGUCUUGCAGAUUAUUUUUUAAAUUAGAGGUUUUUCAUUAGGUAUAUCUCCUAAUGCUAUCCCUCCCCCCUCCCCCUAAUGUAAAUGACGAGUUAAUGGGUGCAGCACACCAACAUGGCACAUGUAUACAUAUGUAACCUGCACGUUGUACACAUGUACCCUAAAACUUAAAGUAUAAUAAAAAAAAAUUAGAGGUU
Pongo pygmaeus (Bornean orangutan) is the source of this 2173-nucleotide messenger RNA. RefSeq names its product zinc finger protein 383-like. The coding region runs from base 1 to 1791 and encodes 596 amino acids. Lineage: Eukaryota; Metazoa; Chordata; Mammalia; Primates; Hominidae. The record is from RefSeq and is a predicted model, not a curated record. The transcript is spliced from 6 exons. Gene Ontology annotation, biological process: regulation of DNA-templated transcription.